CCAUUUCAUGCAGAGUCGAGUGUGCAUCACAAGGGCCCUUUGAGGAUGUCAUCAACAAUGUGGACCGUGGCUCUCACUCUUUGUUUGGGAAAUAUUCUCAUCAGAGCAGAGGCCAGUGAUCAGCAUUCAGAACCGUUCCCAGUAAAUGAACUCGCUGAAACAGCCUCCCCCGGUAUUUUAACGCGGGGAAACCAGAAAUCCAACAGCUCAAUCCAUCCACCGCAAUUAGCAGGACCAAAAGCAUCGCACCCUCCUAUGUGCUCGGAGUCGGCCGGAAUCAGAGACACCUUCAAAUAUAUCAACACCGUGGUCUCUCUGCUCGUGUUUAUCGUCGGAACAGUGGGGAAUGCAGCCUUGCUGAAAAUCAUAUAUGUCAACAAAAGCAUGAGAAGUGGACCUAAUAUCCUCAUUGCAAGUCUUGCUCUUGGCGACAUAAUCCACAUUAUCAUAGACAUUCCAAUCAAUGCUUAUAGGCUUAUGGCAGAAGAUUGGCCGUUUGGUUUAAUGCUGUGCAAACUUGUGCCCUUCAUACAGAAAACCUCUGUUGGAAUAACUGUGUUGAGCCUGUGUGCUUUGAGUGUCGACAGAUACCGAGCUGUAGUUUCCUGGAAUCGAAUCAAAGUCAUCGGGGUUUCAGGUUGGACAGCAGUGGAAAUAACUUUGAUAUGGGUUGUGUCGAUCCUGCUGGCCGUGCCUGAACUUGUCGGCUUUGACACGAUAAUGAUGAACUAUAAAGACAAGCAGCUGAGAAUAUGUCUGCUUCAUCCAAUGCAAACCUCACACUUCAUGCAGACUUACAAGUCAGUGAAGGACUGGUGGCUCUUUGGAUUUUACUUUUGCAUGCCACUGUCUUGGACUGCCGUCUUCUACACACUCAUGACCUGGAAAAUGCUGAGAAACACUAAGAAUAUAUUGAGUGACCACACCAAGCAGAGACUAGAAGUUGCGAAGACUGUUUUCUGCUUGGUGAUUGUGUUUGCACUCUGUUGGUUGCCUUUAUACCUCAGCAGAAUCUUGAAAUCAACCAUAUAUGAUGAAAAAGAUCCAAAUAGGUGUAAGCUAUUGAGUGCCUUCCUCGUCCUGGACUACUUUGGCAUUAAUAUGGCAUCACUCAACUCGUGCAUCAACCCUAUUGCUUUGUACAUAGUCAGCAAACGCUUCCAGAGAUGUUUUAAGGUCUGCCUGUGCAGACUGUGUUUACCUCCUCAAGAUUUUACCCAUGAAGACGUGCAAUCUGUCUCCAAGUCCAGAAUGCAGGAUCAAGGCUCAGAGCAAAACGGCAACAUCAAAGCUCACAAAGACACUUCCACGCCUCUCCCUGAGCAGGAAAACAUCUUACUGUGCUCACAAAAGUCAUGUGGAACUGUGAGUCCUGUGAUCAUUUUAUUAUGAACUGUACAGUGGAUUGUGUUACCACACCAAAGCUGUUCUGUGGGUGGUUUUGCAACAUUAAUGUGCCCUCCUUAUAAUAUAUAAAUACCUUGUGAAUAAUAAUGUGUAUGCAUUGCUGUCUCUUGUACUGAUGUCUUCAGCUGAACAUCUGCUUUGGCAUGAGCAACCUGAAGUCAGACUAUUUUCCCGUGGGGCUUGAGUCACUCUCAACCAUUACAUCAGAUUUUACCUCAUACCUACACCUGUAUCAUGCAUUACAGUUCUCAAACCGUUGUUUCGGGCACCGUGUUAACCUGGCACCCAUCAACAGAUAUCUUGUCACAGCUGUCUGCAUAUUACUUCCAAUUCCUGGAUUCUGGAAAGACGCGGUACCACAGGAAAUGAAACGAAUGGGAAUUCACAAUUACCGUGUUGUUGUUUUUUAUGGGAUAUAGGGUGUAUUACUAUUGUUUUCAUGUCUUUUAUGUUUCCCAUGCGCUGCCGCUUGGGAGUUAAUUGUAUUUCUUUCAUUCUUAAACCUUGAGGAACAUGUCAAAUUGGUAUCACAAGUAGAUUCUGUCACUGCCGCUGAAUGACUGAUUGAUGGUGGCCUAUUUUUAAUGCAUUGUUAAAUGUGUAAUGCAUGGAGACACUUUAUAAAAGACCUGAGAGAAGGGAAGAAGGAAAGCAAAGAUGACAGAAUGAGGUCAUGAGGAGACGGGUGGGAGGAGGAGGAGGAGGAGGAGAAGAGAGAUGAGCACCUGAUAGGUCUUCUUGUCACAGGACAAGGCAAGCACAAAUAGAGGGCUGUUCUUCCACCUAAUGCUGCAUCAGUUGACAAAACUGUCUUGAUGUUGUGCGCUGGAAUGCCUAUUAAAAGUUUCUCUUGUCUAAGCAGGGAACACAACUCUCAACUGUUUGCACAGAUUCAGUAAUUAAUUUGAAUAGAAGCAGCUGAAUACCUGAGGGGUUUAUGACGCUCAGAAGUUUAAUAGAGAUAUGACAGUGCUUUUGUUUGAAACUAAUUAAAAUAUGCUCUUUUAUUCCUCACAUUAAACUUUCUUCUUUUGAUUUUCUUUUCAGAAUUAACCACGUAAACACAGUGACGUUGUCUAU
Molecule: messenger RNA, 2487 nt
Organism: Solea senegalensis (Senegalese sole)
Lineage: Eukaryota; Metazoa; Chordata; Actinopteri; Pleuronectiformes; Soleidae
Product: endothelin receptor type B-like
Exons: 8
Coding region: 46-1392 (448 amino acids)
Biological process (GO): vasoconstriction; G protein-coupled receptor signaling pathway; regulation of blood pressure
Cellular component (GO): membrane
Molecular function (GO): endothelin receptor activity
Source: RefSeq, a predicted model, not a curated record